AUGCCGCGCACUCCCAAGUGGAUCCCGUGCGCCUGUGGGUACCACUGGGCCUGGAAACGUCAGGACGGUCGCACCAAAGGCAAGGGAAAAGGAGAGGGAAAGGGUUCUAAAAACCCUCCAGGUGGCAAAGUCGGCGCGGUACUCGCGGGUCUUUGGAAAGACCUACCAGAGGCUGCCCAGAAAGCCUUUCAGGAGGUCGGGUACAGCCCACCUCGGCCGAAAGGGCCACCGCCACCCCCGCCAGGACUGGACCUCCAGUCCCUCCUUAAGGGUAGGAUGACCGAGAAGGAGUACAACGCUGCCAGGGCCGUGGUCUACGCGGGGGCAGGGCUCCACGUCCAGACCCUUUUGGAGGCCGCGGGGAUCCCCCCUCCACCAGAUGAGGACCUCGACCGGCCAGAACCCACGCCCCAAGAAAAGCUGACCAGGUGUGUCAGCGACUUCAAGAAGGCCACCAACCAGAUGAAGAAUCUGGUGGAGAAGAAGGCCAAGCUCCAGGCACGAGCGGACAAGCUCAAGCAGGAGCUGGAAAAGCUCAUUGGGGACGUGGACCAGGUCGACAAGGACAUCAAGGCCAAGGAUGUCGAGAUCCAGGAGACGGCCAAGGCUUUCAAGGAGAUGACGGCGGACUCCACCAGCACCGCCUUCAGCGCCCUGGAGGCGGUCCUUUCGGAGGCCGGCCACGAGCUCAAUGAAGCCACCCGCGCCAAGAUGAAGGCUGCCCUGGUCGGGAAGGAGGACCUCCCUCCGGACCCCUUCAUUGUGAGUUUCAGAGGGCAUGAUGAGUACUUCCCUCGGGAGAUGCCCCCCAUGCAGAUUUUGCAAGGGCAGCCGCCCCAUCAGGGAGUCCUCACGCCAACGUGUUCGGACAACCAGAGAGGCCUCCGCCCCAAGCGGUACCUUGGAGGUGCUGCCAAGGGGCCGGUGCUGUGUUUGGCCAAGGCCCUUGACAUCAGCCCGUCUCGCGGGGCAAAUCCAGUUCAGGCCCUUGCUGCAGGGCUUGCGGAUGAGCUUCGGACGAACAACGACUGGAGUAAGUCCGAACCCCAGGCUCUAGCCCUCGCUGAGGCCCUGGAAGGAGCUGACGAGGCCAGCUUGGGCUACCGGGUCUCCUACGAGAUUCUCGAGGCCAUGCAAGGCCAAUCGUGGCUGGACCCCAUCACCGCCGCGGCUUUCCUGGACGACCUCACGCGGCCCAAGGGCACAAGCGAUGCCAAGAGCCCGUUGUGUUUGUUAGUGCCAACAUCACAACGUGGACUUCGGAUAUUCUCAAAUGGCACCAGCCGCAAAAAGGGCCCCUUCUCAUCCAGGAGCUGCACCUGGGAGAUGAAGGUGCCAAAAAUCUGCGCAUCGAGGCUCUCGCCAGAGGGUACCAUACUUUCCUCCCCCCGGUUGAGGGCCCCAGACCCACAAAAGGGGGACUGGCCACACUUGUGCCCAUCCACCAACAGGGCCGUUUCAGAGGAGGGUACCUCUCUGACGAAGGGAUCGGUUUCUUGA
Symbiodinium sp. CCMP2592 is the source of this 1500-nucleotide messenger RNA. Lineage: Eukaryota; Dinophyceae; Suessiales; Symbiodiniaceae. The record is from the annotation of a GenBank genome assembly.